Molecule: messenger RNA, 585 nt
Organism: Prunus armeniaca (apricot)
Lineage: Eukaryota; Viridiplantae; Streptophyta; Magnoliopsida; Rosales; Rosaceae
Source: the annotation of a GenBank genome assembly
AUGGAGGUUUACGCAGACAACAUGCUGGUCAAAGCUCCUCAGCGAGUAGAUCACAUCAAAAACCUCACCGAAGCCUUCAACAUGCUCAAAAAAUACCGCAUGAAGUUGAAUCCAGGCAAGUGCACAUUUGGAGUCUCAUGUGGCCGAUUUUUGGGAUACUUAGUCACCCAAAGGGGCAUCGAGGCUCUCCCUAAUCAAAUCAAUGGCAUCCUCAACAUGAAGUCACCUGCCACAAUGAAAGAAAUACAAAGCCGCAAUCAACCAAUUUCUUUCGAGCUUUGCAAGACUGAAGUCAUAUCUCACUUCACCUCCCAUGCUCUCAAAACCGUAACUAGGCAAGGACAUAUUCAUCUACUGGGCGGUGUUCAACUAAGCUGUCAGCUUAGAACUCAUCCGAGAAGAGCUCGAACACAACAUCCGGUAUUCUAUACAUCAAAAGCUCUCCUCGAUGUAGAGACGAGCUAUCUGAAAAUGGAUAAGCUCAUUUUAGUCCUUUGUAGUAUCUACGAGACAGUUAAGACCCUACUACCAAGCUCACUGGAUUAUCGUCAUGACAAAAUUUCCUUUGAGAUCGAUUAUUCAUAG